Cercospora beticola is the source of this 2505-nucleotide messenger RNA. Its product is annotated as CWC22 family protein. The record is from RefSeq and is a predicted model, not a curated record. Gene Ontology annotation, biological process: ribosomal small subunit biogenesis. Gene Ontology annotation, molecular function: RNA binding; protein binding. NCBI's taxonomy places the organism in Eukaryota, Fungi, Ascomycota, Dothideomycetes, Mycosphaerellales, Mycosphaerellaceae. Gene Ontology annotation, cellular component: nucleolus.
AUGAGUAGAUCUGCCUUCCGAGGGCCCAAGCUGCCACGGGAGUUACUCGACCAGGUGUCCAAUGGCCGAGUCAACAAGCGCAACCAUCAGCAGACGAGAAAAGAGAGACGGAAAGCGGAGAGGGCGCAGAAGAGACCGCAGCCGACAAAAUCCAUUGCGAAGCCGCUCAAACCCGCUCUCAAAAAGCCAAAACCGGCGCCCCAGCAGCAGCCUGCAAAGGAAGACGAUGAGGAGGAUGGAGACGAUUUCGAAGACUUUGGCGGCGAUGACGAUACGCAAAGCGAUAAUAGCAGCGACAAUGAGGACGAUUAUCCUGCGGCCCAGGUGGUUCCUAAGGCUGUGAAAGCUAGAUUGGAGGAGGAUGACGCAGAGAUUCGGGCCUUGGAGAAGAAGCUGGGCAUACGAAAGAGCAAGAAGAAGGUCGGAGACGAUGAGCUAGACUGGCUAAUAGGUGGCGGUCUGAGCAGUGAGGAUGAAGAUGGAUUCGCUCUGUCAGCAAGAAAGCGCCCUGCCGCCGAGGAUGAAGACUGGCUGCAGAACAAGAGAAGGAAAGCGGCGGAGAAAGCGGCGAAGGUGCCGGACCCUGGGAGCGAGGAUGAGCAGGACGGCAGUGAUGGCUUUGCGGACUUCGAAAGCGGCGACGACGCAGACGUGAUUGAUGGAGAAGAGGAGGAUGAUGAGGAGGAGGAUAUCGAGAAUCCUUUCUCUGACGACGAGCUGUCAGACGGCGACCUGGCAUCCGAUGAUGCAGAUGCAGAGAAGGCUCCAUUCGUGCAGAAACAACGCGAGAAUCCGUACGUCGCGCCCGCAGUUCACACAGCUCCUUCCGGCAAAUUCGUUCCGCCCUCGCUGCGCAAAGCGGCGUCCAACGAUGAAGAAAUGUUGAGACAACUUCAGAGACAACUCAACGGGCAAAUGAACAAGCUAUCCGAGUCGAAUAUGUUGUCCAUUCUCUCUGCCGUGCAAGAAAUUUACGCAAAGAACGCUCGCGGUCAUGUUACUUCAGUUCUGAUUGAACUCUUUAAGAAUCGCGUUUGUGACCGGUCGGCCCUCACUGACAACGAGAUGAUUCUGCUUGCCGGUUUUGCUGCAGCAGUGUAUCGUACCUCAGGCCCGGACUUUGGCGCGCCUCUUCUGGAAGGGAUGGUUGAAGCUUUUGAUCGUUACCACGCCCAGGACUCCGACGAGAAGCAGACGCUCAAUAUUCUGGCAUUCCUAUCGAACAGUUACACUCUGCAAACGCUUGGCUGUGAAGUCAUUUUCGACUAUAUUCGCAUGCUUCUCGACAACUUCUCGGAGGCCAAUACUGAGCUGUUAUUGCGAGUUAUUCGCAUUUCCGGAACGCAGCUGCGACAAGAUGAUCCUUCCUCGCUGAAAGACAUUGUGUUACUGCUUCAACGCGCUAUCACUGCAGCAGGUGGUGCAGAGAAAGUGAGCGUAAGGACAAAGUUCAUGAUCGAGACGAUACACAACCUCAAAAACAACCGCACCAAGGCUGGGGGUGCCGGCUCAGUGAGCAGCAUCGAACACACCACUCGCAUGAAGAAGACGUUGGGCCAGAUUAAGAGCACGAAGACGACCGAGCCUCUCCGAAUCAGUCUUGCCGAUAUACGAGACUCUGAAAAGAAAGGUAAAUGGUGGCUAGUGGGUGCUUCCUGGCGAGAUCCUGCAAAGAUGGUCAAUGGUGCAUCUGAGCAACCCAUUGUCGCGACUGCCCCUCCUGCCAGAGAGGAUGAUGCAGCGGCAGACUCUGAACCGGAAGAGGUUGAUUUCUAUGCACUUGCCAAGGCCCAGGGCAUGAAUACCGACGUCCGUCGCGCUAUUUUCGUCUCGAUCAUUGGCGCUGUGGACCCGACGCAUGCCCAACUACGGAUCCAGAAGCUCAAUUUGAAGAACAAGCAGCAGCUCGAGAUUCCUCGUGUGGUGCUGCACUUCGCAGCAGCGGAGCCAAUAUACAAUCACUUCUAUACACUGGUCGGACUACAUUUCUGCUAUGGCCACAAGAUGGCUAAAGCAUGGCAAUUCGCGCUGUACGAUGUCUACCGACGCAUUGACGCUGACGACGACGAUGAAGACUCGGGAGAAGGAAAAUUGGAGAUAAAAAGCGUUUACAACAUCGCGAAACUCUAUGCUACCCUGGUGUCCGAGGGCCACCUACGGAUUACACUUCUAAAACCUCUUCCGUUUAUGACGCUCUCUGUAAAAGCGAAGGUGUUCGCGGAAGUCAUGCUCGCCACGCUCUUGGUUCUCUUGCGCAAGAAACACGGAAAGGAGGCGUUUGGGAAACAAACUGAGGAAUGUUUUGGCAGAGCGCACGCUGUACCAGAUAUGGUGAAGGGUUUGGACUGGUUCCUAGAAAAUGUUGUUCCAGAAUCUAAAGCCCCUUUCAAUUCGAAGGAGAGGAAAGUGAUCAGGCAGGGCAUAGAAUAUGCUGUUGAGGCUCUAAGAGACGAGAGACUGAUGGCGAGGACGGCAAGAGACGAUGGGGAUGAAGAGGAUGAUUAG